GUUCAGAAUGAACAAAAAACAUUGGCAAAAAGUACAUUUAUUAAAUACACCAUAGACAAAAAAAUUCUUUUAUUUAAUAAGUGUAUGUGUUUCAAAUAUAAAAAAUACAUAUUCAAGUACUAUUGUUAGAUAACAAACUCCAUGAAACCUUCCCUGUGAGAGGAUAAGUCAUGGUGUUAAAGCUCGGUGAUCUCAUCUGCGUUUCAGACUGUGGAAUUGGUUAAUCUCGUGAGCUCGGUCGGUGAACAGUCUCGUGUGUUCGGUUGUCUUCUCAGAUAAGCCUCAGAUCCCCGAGCUCCACACUUACACACACACACACAGGAAGGUUCCGGUUGCAUCUGUUAAGCAAGAUCAUCAGUUCCUGCUAACCGGGACUGGUGAGUGAUCCUUCAGCAGGUGUAACAUGAGUAAUGGAUGGAGACAUUCCUGAAAGACUUCAUCUCCCUCCUCCCGUCCUCUGUCUCUUCCCUGUUUCUUUGAACACUCCUCGGGGGUGUGUGUGUGUGUGUGUGUGUGUGUGGAGAAGGUGCUGACGGGGUGAGAGUGGCCAGACUUCGGAGACUGAGGAGGUAACAGCACUGAAUCUAGCACUUGACAUCUGCCAAAAAAAAAAAAAAAAGCGCAUACUUUCCAAGAAUACAUCCGAACGUGUAGUAGGUAAAGGUCACGGCUGAGGUCUCGGCUGGACGCUGGAUAUUUCUGGCUCAUGAGGGUCAGGGGUUGGCAUUCACCUUCGUUCCUUUCCAGACAAAACUCAGAUGCCAUUGUGGAUUGUUUUGGAUCGUGGAUGUGGUUGAGCAGAAACAGGACGUUGGUAGAGAAGAUUCAGAGUAACUUGAGAAGAAACUUUGGAGUUUGGAGCUUGGAUUUGAAGGGCAGCCACAACCAGAGAACCACGGCGUUCCGGCAUCCCGUGACGGGUCAGAUAUCUCCGGAGAACACGGAUUUCGUCGUGCAGGAGCUAGGGAAUUCCCACAUGUCGAAGCCGCAGUCAGAGCCGAGACCCUCCAGCAUGGUCAGCGAGUCCUCCGUGGCCGUCACCUCGUCCACCGUGGACGCUCCCUCGGGACUCAAGCCUAUAAAAUCCAGUGGAAGAGUGCACAGCUUUGGAAAAAGAGAUCAUGCCAUCAAGAGGAACCCGAACAUCCCUGUAGUAGUGAGAGGAUGGCUCUACAAGCAGGACAGCUCAGGAAUGAGACUGUGGAAGAGGAAGUGGUUCGUGUUGUCAGAUUACUGCCUCUUUUAUUAUAAAGACAGUCGAGAGGAGACGGUUUUGGGGAGUAUCCCACUGCCGAGCUACGUCAUUUCCCCGGUGGAGCCUGAAGACCACAUUAGCCGCAAGUUCGCCUUUAAGGCGAGUCACACAGGCAUGCGCUCAUACAUUUACAGUAAGAACUCUGUGAUUGGCUCGCAGGCCGAGCACGGCGGCAUGAGGACCUACUACUUCAGCGCAGACACGCAGGAGGACAUGAACGGCUGGAUCCGAGCCAUGAACCAGGCGGCGCUCAUGCAGAGCCACAGCUUAAAGAGAGAAACUUCCAAAUCUGAGCAACAGGCCAUGCCUCAGACCAAUCACAUCCCAGCAAGCAGUAACAGCACCGCCCACGCUGAGGUCCUGCACCAAUCAGGGUGGGUGGAGACGACAGAGCGAGAGCCCAGACACGAGCAGGAGGUAGAGGCACGCCUGGAGGUCCCGGUCAAAGUUGUCUACACAGGAGAUGGAGAUGCAAACGGUGUUUCUCUGGAAUCUGGAGCUCCAUCUCGAUUCGCGUCGUCCGGGGCUGCUCAGAGGAACGGCGUGCACAGCGAGCAGAACGGCGGCGUGGCGUAUCAGAGGGGUCUCGCGCCCCGAGCAGACACGGAGAAACACGUGCAGAGGAAGACGGCGCUGGCGCAGGUGGAGCACUGGGUCAAAGUUCAGAAAGGAGAGCCUAAAAGUCUUUCUAGCCAUCCUGUCUCGGAGUACACUCUCCCCAGACGCACUCCUCCCCUCCAACCCAAGCUGGUCAUGACCGAGUCGUACCAGUCUCUCCCGAAGAGCGCUCGCCGUCCGUCCGCCAGCUCGCCCCCGGUGCCCCGCGACAUGCCCAGCGACUACAAGUACGCCCACGACCGUCUCAGCCACUUCCGCAUGUCCACAGACGAACGUAUCGCUGCUAAAGAGGGCAUGGUGUGGCAGCUUUAUGAGUGGCAGCAGAGGCAGCGUUUCCGUCACGGAGGUCCCGUGGUUCCGCCCGUCUUCACCUCACCCGACUGCGUGGACGCGGCCUCCUUCAGGGUGAUGCUGGAGGUCCCGCGCUCGGUGUCCGUGCCCCCUUCACCAUGCGAAGUACCCCCCUCCAAACUGGCAUCGCCCCGCAGACCUCACACCCCCGCGGACAGAGUGACGGUGCGACCCAUCGACGAAGUAUCGAGCGUGGACGUGGUCCGGUCCACUUCACCGAGGGCCGUUUCCAAGCCAGUACAAAUAGACAGAAGAUCGAUGCCAACGAUGGGCUACAUCACACACACCGUCAGUGCGCCGAGCUUACACGGAAAAACGCCGGAGGAGCUGACCCUGCUCCUCGUCCAGCUCAGGAGACACCAGGCCAAGAUGGCCGACGCAUUCGCUCACCUCCACAACGACGGCCUCUCAGGUCCCAGCCUGCAGGCAGAUGAUACGUACAUGCAGCUGAAGAAAGACCUGGAGUAUCUUGACCUGAAGGUCACAGGAAGGGAAGCGUUGAAGGACAGCAGACCUCCACGGCCGGUUAAAAUAGCCGAAAGCGACGUUGAUGUGAAGCUGAGCAGAUUGUGUGAACAAGAUAAAAUCCUUCAGGAGCUGGAGAUGAGGAUCCGCACGCUCAAAGAGGACAAGGAUAAGUUAGAGUCGGUUCUGGACGUGUCCCAUCAGCAGAUGGAGCAGUACCGGGACCAGCCGCCCCACGCCGAGAAAAUCGCCUACCAGCAGAGACUGCUGCAGGAGGACGUCGUGCACAUCAGGGCCGAUAUUUCUCAAGUGUCCACGGAGAUGGAGAAGGCGUGGACGGAGUACAGCAGGUUGGAGGCGGAUGUGGAGAGAUUGCGAUCGGCGUUGCAGGAGCAGAUGAACCGCAGCAGCCUCUCACAGCAGGAGAAAAGCCAGCUGAGGAAGGAGCUGUGGCGCAUCGAGGAUGUGAUGGCGGGUCUGAGCUCGAGCAAAGCGAACUACAAAAUGAUCGUCGACUCUGUGCAGAAUCCAGGUGAGCGCGGGGCAGUCCCCCCCGUCAUCGCCCUCACGCACCGGAGCCACGCCCGAGAGAGGAAACUCGUGCCUUCGGCGUUGUCUCCAUCUGUGCCUUCUAUCAUGGCGGGAGAACCGAAACCGGCUCAGUCGAGUCCUCACCUCAGUCCAGUGCAGCCCAGCGUUCACACCUUCCAGUUCUCCCAAACUCUCCACAAGCCAGUAUGGACUGAAGAAGACGCUCCACCCAGACCUCCCCUCCCCCACCUCUACAGUCCAGAUGACCUCCCUCCGGCCAUCCCGCCCCUUCCCAAGGAGACCUCCGUCAUCCGCCACACGUCCGUCCGCGGCCUCAAGCGUCAAUCCGACGAGCGCAAACGUGACCGUGAGAUUGGACAGUACCCCAACGGAGACAAGGUGGAACUGCGGACGUUCCUCAGUGAACCUGAACUUCUGGGAGUCAUGGGACAGAUGAGUGGUUUGGGGCAAGAUGGAGGCUACCAGACCUUACCAAGCAGAGGUGUGACAGGUUCUACGUCCAGACUCCAUCAGUCCACAAACAUCUCCUCAUACGUCACCCUGAGGAGAGGAACCGACACGUCCAGCUUACAGGAGAGACCAAAGAGUGCCUUGGAGCGUUUGUACUCGUCUGAAGUGCCGCUGCAGCAGCAGCGAGGUCGCAUGAGCGCUGACGAGCAGCUGGAGAGGAUGAAGCGCCACCAGAAGGCGCUAGUGCGAGAACGCAAGCGCACCCUGAGCCAGGGCGAGCGCCAGGCGUCUUCAUCUCGCCCUCCUUCCUCUUCCUCACGGCCCGUUUCUGCAGACCUGGGAUCAUGGAGGCGUGAGCAGGAGUUUGAUUUGCAGUUGCUGGAGCGAGCCAUACAGGGCGAGGAGAAGGAGAAGGAGAAAGAGAAGGAGAAGGCAUUGGAGCGUAUAGAGAGGCAGCGUUCACAUUCAGACGAGUGGAUCACGCUGCACUUGAACCCUCGCCGAGAGCUCGACCUCGAACCGCUCGACUAUCAGCUGGACCUCAGCAAGGAGCUGUCGAAGCCAGACAAAGUUCUCAUCCCCGAGCGAUACUUGGACCUGGACCCCGAAGAGCCGCUCAGUCCUCAGGAGAUGGAGGCGCGUCACCGCAAAGUGGAGCGCAUAAAGAGCAUCCUGUCCAAGUCCAGUGUACAGAACAUUCCGGGUGUGGAGAAGCCGAUGCUGUCGGAACUGGACUCGGCUCUUCAGGAUCAGGAGAGGAUCAUCACCAUGUCCUACGCUCUGGCCUCUGAGGCUUCAGUCAAGAGCAAGCAGGUGGCAGUUUCUCCGCAGGUUAACAGUCCCACCAUGCUUCCUCUACCUCCUCCUCCACCACCACCUCCUCCUCCACCUCCUCCUCCUCUCCCUCCUUCUGCUGUCGUUCCUGUCGUCUCCUCCCCUCAGCCUCCUCCUCCUCCUCCUCCUCUAAGCAAUGGAUUUCACUACACCUUUGUCUAAUCAGAGCAAACAAAACCAAAGCCGUGUCCGGUCAUUGAGGUGCUAUCACACGACGAUCACUCGCUCUCCUUUCGUUCUUUUAACGGUUGACGAACCGAAAAGCUUCGAGCGUCCAUUUUUCCAUCCAUCCUCUGCAUCGUAGACGAGAAGUUAGCGUGCUUUUGGACUCCAAAAUAUCAGCA
Messenger RNA from Pangasianodon hypophthalmus (striped catfish), 4869 nucleotides. RefSeq names its product pleckstrin homology domain containing, family A member 7b (gene plekha7b). Gene Ontology annotation, molecular function: protein binding. NCBI's taxonomy places the organism in Eukaryota, Metazoa, Chordata, Actinopteri, Siluriformes, Pangasiidae. The record is from RefSeq and is a predicted model, not a curated record. Bases 707 to 4687 code for a protein of 1326 amino acids. The transcript has 26 exons.